Molecule: messenger RNA, 383 nt
Organism: Gopherus flavomarginatus (Mexican gopher tortoise)
Lineage: Eukaryota; Metazoa; Chordata; Testudines; Testudinidae
Product: zinc finger protein 558-like
Exons: 5
Coding region: 45-335 (96 amino acids)
Biological process (GO): regulation of DNA-templated transcription
Source: RefSeq, a predicted model, not a curated record
CAGGAUCUGCCCCCGGCCCCGCUGGGAUCCAGACAGGCUGCAGAAUGUUUUGCUCCAGCUCAUCCCAGCCUGGCGUGGGACAGGGAAGAGAAAUGGCUGCAGUGGAGUCAGUCCAGGGGCUGGUGACCUUCAAGGAGAUGGCUAUGUAUUUCACCAGGGAAGAGUGGGCUCUGCUGGACCCCACUCAGAGAGCCCUCUACUGGGAUGUCAUGCAGGAGAACUAUGAGACUGUGACCUCGCUGGGCCAGAGAAUAACAUCCAUGUUUCGCUGCAGAUCAUCUCGUCCUCCCAGGGACAAGGAAAUGGCUGCAAUGGAGCUGGCUCAGCCUCAAUAGGUCCCUGUGAUGGAAUGUAAGGCUACAUCUAGACUACCCACCGUAUCG